Cladophialophora immunda is the source of this 480-nucleotide messenger RNA. RefSeq lists its product as uncharacterized. The transcript has 3 exons. The record is from RefSeq and is a predicted model, not a curated record. The coding region runs from base 1 to 480 and encodes 159 amino acids. Lineage: Eukaryota; Fungi; Ascomycota; Eurotiomycetes; Chaetothyriales; Herpotrichiellaceae.
AUGUCUUGCAACAUGGAAUACAGUGGCACUCCAAACAUCGAGGAAGGCUCCGAAUUGAACAUUGUCGCCGCUCAGGACAAAGCCUAUCUCACUGUCGCAAUGGGGAAAACCAACAAUGGCCUGCCCCCUGCCUUGCGAAUUUCAACUUCCUCAACUGAUCGCGCAUCAGCCGAUCCAGACGGGCGACCAAGCUCCGCCGCCACCACUGCGUUCCCCGAUCCUCCCAGUAAGAUUGCCCUGGACGAGAAUAAGAAAGCUUCUUCCCUUGGCCCAGCCAUCACCACAAACAAACAGACGACAGGAGGCAAGGAGUUGAUUAAAGCAUCGGCUCAAAUGAAUGAAAGUCUUGCAACAAGUAACAGCAAACUUGAGGAUUUGAAAACUAGAGCUCAGAGUCUUGAAAAGUUAGUCAAAGCGAAAGCACACAGUCUUCAGUCCCCAGCCUCUUCACGGAAAAAUGUCUCGGGGCCUCUGGGGUGA